This is a messenger RNA of Pseudomassariella vexata, 761 nucleotides long. RefSeq lists its product as uncharacterized. Gene Ontology annotation, molecular function: voltage-gated chloride channel activity. Bases 1 to 714 code for a protein of 237 amino acids. NCBI's taxonomy places the organism in Eukaryota, Fungi, Ascomycota, Sordariomycetes, Amphisphaeriales, Pseudomassariaceae. The transcript is spliced from 2 exons. The record is from RefSeq and is a predicted model, not a curated record. Gene Ontology annotation, cellular component: Golgi apparatus; early endosome.
AUGGGGACCGGCAAGCUGGUCCCUUUCGAGACCAACUACGGCACCAAUUACGACGCCAUUCGUUACCCCGUCUUCAUCUUCCUCGCCGUAUCAGGCGAGUUUUUCGGGGAUUUCUUCUGUCAAGCCAACUUCUUCUGGUCGCGGCAACUCCUGAAGUAUGGAGUCACCAAGAACCAGGUUGUGCAUGAGCUGAUGCUUGUCAUGUUCAUCGCGGCGCUGCUGCAGUUCCCCAACCCCAUGAUCCAGGACACGAGAGAUAUUGCCAUAUCGAACCUGUUGGCCGACUGCCGGAAUACGAGCCACCUCGUUCAAAUAUGUGUCCACGAACGGAAAGUGGAAAAGGGAGUACCCAGCGGAAUCAUCAUCGACGGCCGAAGCCAAGCACAAGCGACUCAAGGUCAGGGGAAAAAUGGAUAUGGGACUCAUAUUGGUGAGCGACCAUGCCCUGGGUAUCUACCCGAGGCAGAACUGGAAUUUGGGUUGGGGCUGUUGGAGGAAGACAAGAUCGAGGUCGACUUACUCGAAGGUCCCAUCUCGGAGUUUGUGAAUCGCACGCCGUUGACAAUUUGUGCCAAGACGCCCAUGGAGUUUGUGGUCGGGACGUUCGGCAAGUUGAUGCUGGAAUAUGCCGUUGUGGUCGAGGAGGAUACGGCGAGAGUGGUAGGCGCAAUUAUUGCGAAAAGGCUGGUUAGUUAUAUAGAUGGGUUGAAGUAAUGGCACAGAGCAGGUAAUAAAGGCUUGAUUUGCAUUCGAAUGAGGCG